Messenger RNA from Sitophilus oryzae (rice weevil), 3335 nucleotides. RefSeq names its product fibroblast growth factor receptor homolog 1-like. Gene Ontology annotation, biological process: fibroblast growth factor receptor signaling pathway; positive regulation of kinase activity; positive regulation of cell population proliferation. Gene Ontology annotation, molecular function: ATP binding; fibroblast growth factor receptor activity. The transcript has 12 exons. Gene Ontology annotation, cellular component: membrane; signaling receptor complex. Bases 312 to 2573 code for a protein of 753 amino acids. Lineage: Eukaryota; Metazoa; Arthropoda; Insecta; Coleoptera; Curculionidae. The record is from RefSeq and is a predicted model, not a curated record.
AGACUUACUACGCCUGACGAUCUUACUUUAGCCAGAAGUUGCUUGGCAUCGGGAACGAACACUGCCGGUCCCUCAGUGUUUGUACGCGCUCCCACCAAAAGAAUCGACAUAGGACCAACUCCCUCGCAGAGUUCCUUACCGUACACCUUAGUUCUAAGCCGGAGUACUGCCCAGUGCAAGUGACAGAUACGCACAAAGACUAACACAUCUCCAUCGCAAGUCUAGUGAUUUAUUUUCGCCAUCAAUCACCUCAGGGUUUCUAGUUUUAAUGGGGCUAUUAUAGAACAGAGAAACGACGACCUGGAGAAAAUAUGGCGUUUCAGUUAUGGCCUUUUAUCCUCACGAUUACUCUGUACAUAGUAAAUAUUCUAGCUGUUGAUCCGACAAUAUAUUCUGAGCCAUCAGUUGCCCCGGUGUCCCCCCAGCUCCCCGUCGAUGAUAUUACAAAACUGGUAAAAGAAUCUGUAGUAUUUCAAUGUCCAGAAUUGGGGGAAAAGAUUGACUGGCAAUUUAAGAAAAAUAAUGAAACUAUUACAGUGCAUAGAAACAAUCGGACUUAUGAAAUCGCCAAUCUCAGCCUUGCACAUGAUGGAACAUACAUCUGCCAAUCGGGUUCCAGGGUUGUAAAGCAAUUUCGGUUAACUAUCUAUGAGCCACCAUAUUUUACGAAAAAACAUCAAAUGGGACAAAAGCUUAUUGUGAAACCAGCUGGAAAUAUGGCACAGUUAAAAUGUAAAGCUGCUGGAACACCAAUGCCUAAUAUUACCUGGUUUAAGAAUGGCGAAACACCCAACAGACAGCUCGGUGGCAUUAAAUAUAAUCACUGGACACUGACUCUUGAAGAUCUUGUUACCAACGACAGCGGGAAUUAUACAUGCAAAAUCUGCAAUUUUGCAUGCAUUAAUUAUACUUACAGUAUUGACGUAGUAGAGCGAUUUCCGCAUAAACCGUACAUCAAACCAGGCUAUCCGGAAAACAUUACGGUUCUUGUUAAUUCAACGGCAAAGUUUGAAUGUCCUUUGAUGAUUGUCGACUUGGAGCCUUUCAUUUACUGGAUUCACUUUAACUCAUCAUACGCUUUCGACGAAAACAACCCCAAGCCUCCAGAUGAGAACGAAAUCAAGACUGGAGAUGCGUUUGAACCUGAAACAUUAGAACUUUUUAAUGUUACAUAUCAAGAUGAAGGUUGGUAUGCCUGUGUGGCUGCAAAUAGUCUUGGACAAACAGUAUCAAAGGCUUAUUUGACUGUAGUCGAUGUUUUACCAGAUAUUAAAGAUCCCAAGGAAAUGACUGUUAAAAUAGGGCUAAUAAUAGUUGUAGUUGUCGGAGUUGUCCUUUUACUGUUCCUUUGCAUUUGUGUUUAUUACCAACAGAAGAUCAAACGUGAAAAAAGAGAAAAAAUGAUAGCAGUGGAAACGGCAAGAGCAGCAAUAAUAACUCAAUGGACAAAGAAAGUUAUAAUUGAAAAAAGCAGCAAUGCUACAGAAGAUGUUACCGAGCCAUUGCUAAUGCCUGUAGUAAAGAUUGAAAAGCAAAAGACAAAAGUGAGCAAUAACGGUGAUGGAAUGAUUUCAGAAUACGAACUUCCUAUGGAUUGUGAUUGGGAGAUGUCCAGAUCGAACCUUCACCUCGGUAAAAACCUUGGAGAAGGAGCUUUUGGAAAAGUCGUCAAAGCAGAAGCAGUGAAUUUAUUAAAACCAGACAGCAAAUGUACGGUUGCAGUUAAAAUGCUCAAAGAUGGUCACAGCGAUAACGAGAUGAUGGACUUGGUAUCAGAGAUGGAAAUGAUGAAGAUGAUUGGAAAACAUAUCAAUAUAAUAAACCUGAUCGGAUGUUGUACUCAAGGAGGCCCACUUUACGUCAUUGUAGAAUAUGCACCUUUUGGAAACUUGAGAGACUUUCUAAGACAACACAGACCAUCUUCAGGCUACGAAAUAGCAGUCGGUAUGGAACAUAAAGAAAAGAAGACUUUGACUCAAAAGGAUUUGGUUUCUUUUGCUUACCAGGUGGCUCGAGGCAUGGACUAUUUAUCUUCCAGAAGGUGCAUUCAUAGAGACUUGGCAGCGAGAAACGUACUGGUUAGUGACGACUACAUAUUGAAAAUAGCGGACUUUGGAUUAGCUCGAGACAUCCAUUGCAACGACUACUACAGGAAGAAGAGCGAUGGAAGGUUACCAGUGAAGUGGAUGGCUCCAGAAGCCUUAUUUCAUAGAGUAUAUACGACAAAAAGCGAUGUUUGGUCCUAUGGCAUUUUACUGUGGGAAAUAAUGACAUUAGGUGGAACGCCAUAUCCCUCCGUGCCCAGCGUAGAGAAACUGUUUCAUCUAUUGCGAAAUGGACAUAGAAUGGAGAAACCUCCAUGCUGUUCGUUGGAAAUAUAUAUGCUGAUGCGGGAGUGCUGGAGCUACCAGCCAACCGAACGACCUGUCUUUAGCGAGUUAGUUGAGGACUUGGACCGAAUUUUAACAAUAACAGCCAACGAGGAGUACCUGGAUUUGGGUCUUCCGCAGCUAGAUACUCCACCAUCGAGUCAAGAAUCCAGUUGCGACGAAGAUUUCCCUUUCCCCCAGUAGAACUGAGGGAAAGUCAUUUUAUGUAUUGUGAUUAUUUGUGACAUUAUUCUGACGUAAGAACGACAUUUUGUGCAAUUUAUACGUAGCUGUCUCGAAAUCUAGUGUGGCAACUUCGUUUGAGUGGCCAUUGUGUAUUUUUAUUAAAAGAUCUCGUUGUAAGAUGUCUGAGUGGAGCACCUGCAUUUUUUAUUUAUACAACUCUUUUUUAUACCUGAAGAUAUUAACUAAUGUUUUCAAUGCUAGUAAUGCCAAAAGAAAUUUUCUGCGUCCAUUACAAAAAAAGGAAACGUGAAAUAGUUGUUGCAAUAAUUAAAUAAAACUGUACUUAAAUUCAAAAAGAAAUGCCUGUUUUGCUCAAAAAUUAUUAUGUACAUAUAUUUUUUGAAAUUUGUUUGUUGAUUAUUUUUAAGAAUGUUUGUCAAAAUUGCAGUAUGUAAAUAAAUUUAUUUAAAAAAAGUGAAACUUUUAAGCAUUUCUUAUGUAUAAUUUCUUUAAGCGUGUAUAACAGUAUUAAUAACAGGAAUAUUCAAUCAGUUCAUGUAUUUGUUAGCUCGUAAGGAUAUGAUAUAAUUGUAAAAAAUACAAAUAUUGUUCGAUGUUUUCCGAUAAAUAUAUAUAAAUAAUACUAUUUGCAUUUACGUCACAUAAUUUAAUUUCAAAUAAGACUUUAGACAAAAAAAAUCAGUAUAAUGGAUAUAUUUUCUAAGACUGUAUGUCAUUAUUAGCUUUGAAUGUAGAUUAAUAAAUGUUUUUAAUAUGAAA